Molecule: messenger RNA, 4654 nt
Organism: Octodon degus (degu)
Lineage: Eukaryota; Metazoa; Chordata; Mammalia; Rodentia; Octodontidae
Gene: Ap5z1
Product: adaptor related protein complex 5 zeta 1 subunit
Exons: 17
Coding region: 84-2504 (806 amino acids)
Cellular component (GO): AP-5 adaptor complex
Source: RefSeq, a predicted model, not a curated record
UUCACGUGCGCACCACUGGAUGCAGCCCCGGAAGCCGCCAGUCGGCAAGCCCGGCUGUGGCCUCGGUGUCCUCGUGCAGGGAGAUGUUCUCAGCAGGCGCGGAGAGUCUGCUCCAUCAAGCCAGGGAUAUCCGUGAUGAGGAGUUGCAGAGGUUCUGCUCCCGGGUCAGCAAGCUGCUGCAGGAGGACCUGGGACCAGCCACCGUGGAUGCCCUGCAAAGACUCUUCCUCAUCAUCUCAGCCACGAAGUACACCCGAAGGCUGGAGAAGACAUGUGUGGAUCUGCUCCAGGCCACCCUGUCCUUGUCCACAUACUCGGAGCAGAUCCAGGUCCUCUGUGCUGCCAUUCUGAGAGAGAUGUCACCGUCCAACACCCUGACCCUGUCCUGUGAUCACACCCAGAACCCCCAUCAGCUGAGCCUGGUGGCAUCUGUACUCUUGGCCCAGGGUGACAGAAGAGAGGAGGUCAGAAAUGUGGGCCAGCGCAUCUUUACCAUCCUGGAGAGCCGGCAGCCUGAGGGGCCCAGUCUCAGGCCCCUCUUGCCUGUCUUGUCCAAGGUCGUGGGCCUUGCUCCAGGGACCUUCCAGGAAGACCAAGCCAGCCUGCUCAGCAAGCGACUAGUGGACUGGCUGCGCUAUGCCCGUGUCCAGCAAGGAGCCUCGCACUCAGGGGGCUUCUUCUCUACACCUAGGGCUCGGCAGCCAGGCCCCAUCACUGAGGUAGAUGGAGCAGUAGCCUCGGACUUCUUCACGGUGCUGUCCAUGGGCCAGCACUUCACAGAGGACCAGUGGCUGAAUGUGCAGGCCUUCUCCAUGCUACAGACGUGGCUGCUCCUCAGCAGCCCUGAGAGCGCAGGCACCCCAGAUGCAGAGGACAGGUCUGAGCUGGAGGGCUCCACUCUCUCUGUGCUUUCUGCUGCCUCUGCUGGCCGCCAGCUGCUCCCACAGGAACGUCUGAGGAAGGUGGCAUUUGAAUACUGCCAGCGCCUCAUUGAACAGAGUAACCGGCGAGCCCUGAGGAAAGGGGACUCUGACCUGCAGAAAGCAUGCCUGGUGGAAGCUGUGCGGGUAUUGGACACGGUGUGCCGGCAGGACCCCUCUUUCCUGUACCGUAGCCUCUCCUGCCUCAAGGCCUUGCACGGGCAGCUGGGCACAGACCCAGGCAGUGAGCGGGCGCUGCUGCCUCUCGCCCAGUUCUUCCUCAACCACGGGGCAGCAGCCGCAGUGGACGCUGAGGCCAUCUACCAGCAUCUGUUCAGCAGGCUCCCUCUCGAGCGCUUCCACAGCCCCAUGCUGGCCUUCGAGCUUGCACGCUUCUGCCGGGACAACCUUGCCCUGUUUGACCCCCAUCUCCUUGGCCUUCUGAAGCUGAGCUUUCCCAACCUCUUCAAGUUCCUGGCCUGGAACAGCCCGCCCCUCACUGCCGAGUUCGUGGCGCUGCUCCCUGCUCUAGUGGAUGCUAGCACAGCCGUGGAGAUGCUGCACUCCCUGCUGGACCUGCCCUGCCUGACAGCUGCCCUGGACCUGCAGCUCAGGUCUUCACAGAUGCCAUCUGAGAGGCCGCUCUGGGACACCUCGCUUAGGACCCCUGGCUGCCUGGAGGCCUUCCGGGACCCGCAGUUCCAGCCUUUCUUCCAGCACCUGCUGCGCACCAAGGCUAGCGGCUCCACUGAGAGGCUGAUCCCACUUUACCAGCUGCUGCAGCCCAUGGCCAGCUGUGCCCGGGUGGCCCAGUGUGCCCAGGCAGUGCCGACCCUGCUCCAGGCCUUCUUCUCUGCUGCAACCCAGGUUGCUGACGAGGCCCUAACCAACCAGCUGGCACUGCUGGUUCUGGAGAGAAGCAACACACUCUACCAGGUCCCACAGUAUGAGGCCUGCGUGCACAGGGUGCUGAGCUCCUGGUUCCUGGUCCUGUGUAAGCAGAAGCCAUCCCUGGUGCUGGAGCUGGCGAGGGAGCUCCUGGAGCUAGUGGGCAGUGUGAGCAGCAUCGAGAACAGAGCGGACAUGUUCACCUGUGUGGUGUGGGCCAUCGGCGAGUACCUGUCAGUGGCCUGCGACAGACGAUGCACCGUGGAGCUGAUCAACAAGUUCUUUGAGGCCCUGGAGGCCCUGCUGUUUGAGGUCACCCAGUCCCGCCCCUCGGCCACCAUGCCCCGGUGUCCACCCCAGAUUAUCACAGUGCUCAUGACCACACUGACCAAGCUGGCCUCUCGGAGCCAGGACCUCAUCCCCAGGGUCUCUCUGUUCCUGUCAAAGAUGAGGACCCUAGGCCAGAGCCCAGCCACGAGCUCUGUGCACAGUGAGGAAGACAUGGAAGCCAUCCGCACACGGGCCACAGAGCUGCGGAACCUGCUUAAGAUGCCCAGCGUGGCCCAGUUUGUGCUUUCGCCAAGCACAGAGGUGUGCCAACCCCGCUACCACUGUGACACCAACACAGCCCUGCCCCUGGCCCUGCGCACAGUUACCCGGCUGGUGGAAAGGGAGGCUGGCCUCUUGCCAGGGUGACAGAACUGUGACCUACUGGACACUGACCAGGUUGAUCCCAUCCAGUGAAGGAUCUGGGGCCUCGAGCUUGAUAGUGGGUCCAAGCCACUGGCUUUGAUGAGCAGAGAAUUCAGGAGCAGGAGACCACCCUGGGAGAGGAGAGAGGGUUUGGCCCCUAGAGAUGCCUCAGCCUGUCCUCUGCAGCUUUUUGGGCUUUGUCUUGUAACCCUGCCCCAUGGCUGUGCUGAGCUGCACCAUGGAGCAGCUGAUGGCAAGAAAAGCCCCCGGCCUUUUCUUGGGCUGGGUAGAUGUUGAUCUGUGUCCUGCUCUUCCUUGUUUCUGGAUAGUUCUGGAGCAGGAAGAGACAUAGUAAAAAUAAACAAUUCUUGUGCAGAGUCAAGACUCCUCUCUGCCUACAUCAGGGAAGAGAGCUGAGGGACUCCAGUGCACAGCGGCUCUAGGGAUGGUCUGUCCUUCCCACUCCUUCACUGAUAGGGGGAGGCACUCUACUACUGAGUUGCAGCCACAGCCCAUUUUUGAGAUGAUCUUCACAAAUCACUUGACUGGGCUAGAAGUUUUGGUCUGCUUCAGCCUCCCAGAGUGCUGGGAUUACAGUAAUGCUUAUUUUGAGACAGUCUCAACAGAAUUGCCCAGGUUGAACUCUGUCCUCCCCCAGUCUCCAGAAUGGCUGAGAAGCCAGUGUUCCUGAUGAUGCAGAAGUAACUUGUCAUUGGGCAGGAAAAGGCAGAGGGAAUCUCUAGAGUUACAACUGCAUGUACUUCACUUCCUCCUUUAUCUCAGUGUGGAGGUGGGGAAGAACAGGGCCAGGCCCUGGCAGGCGGGCUGCAGGCAGUGGCCUCAUCCUGUCCCAGGUCACUCGGCUCUGCCAAGUGGGGCUCAGUCUCCUGCCCUCACCUGGCUGGAGGCGCACCCACCCUGGGCUUUCGGCUCACAGGUGUUGAUGGACCGGGCUGCAUGCACUGCUCCAUGUUCAUCUUUCAGCAGCAGUGUCUUAGCUGGUACAUGCAAAUGCUGGACUCUGAGCACCACACAGAAAUGGUGCUUAGUGUUUUUUGAGUAUCACAGCUUACCCUUGAGAUUUGCCCUGAUGGUCAAAAAGCCAUGGUGGGUGGCACCAACCUGUGCCGGGAUCUGCUCUUCAUGCCCACACACGGCUCACAACAUGCAACCCCACGUGGUCCUUGCUGAAACAGAGAAAAAUGUUGGCUCAAAAUAGAAACCACGGCUUUCCACAGCGUGGAGCCCACCCUGGCCAGCACAGGCUUUAGCUUGGACAGCAAACACCACUUUCAUUUUAAAGGAUGUGUCCAGUUGGGAAUCUGGUAGGAAAUGAAUAAAAUAAUUUUAAGGAAAAGAACCAGAAGUCUUCUGGGAGUGAUAAAAUUUGAGUUCUCAAAGUUGGGAUGUUAAAGGUUGGGUCUCUGGUCUGUUAAGUGGUGAGUUUUUAAAUAACAUUUUUAAAAAUACUAUAUGAAAUCUUCAAACUUAUGUCUCCAACUUUUAAAAAAAUCUCUGGGUUUAAUUCUGGCUAAAUUAUUCAGACUUUUAUCCAGCUGAUUAAUCCUAUCUCCAUAUCUAAUUACCCAUUUAAUCUUUCGUUGAUUCCUAAAAUUUCAGUGUCUAGACUGUACUGAAGGUUGCACAACUCUAUGCUAACAACCAGUGAGCUGUUCAGUUUAACUUGGCAGAUGGUAUGUGAAUUGUAACCUGGUCAUUAGUUUGUGUCUAGAUGUCCCCCCAAAGUCUCAUGCCAUUUAGAUGGGGCUUUUCAGGGAGUAGCUGACUAGAGUUCAUGUGUCAUUCAUGGUUCCAUGCUGGCAGUAAGGAUGAGGGAUUGCUAGGUCAGUUCACUGCUUGGAUUGGCACUGCCCUAAUCCCAGCAGUCUGGAAGAGGCUGUUACCCUCGUUGCUUUUGCCAUCUGCUGCUGCCAUGAAUUGCUGUCCUCUGUGAAGCCACCCUGCCUGGGAGCCAGUUGAUUAUGGACUGAAACCUCUAUGUGAACCGAGAGCUAUAUAGACUUUUCCACCUUUAACUUUGGAUAUUGGGAAUUUUAUCUCAGCAAGGAGAAGAGUAAGACACAAGUAAAACUUGCCAAUUUUCAAUAAGCAUAGUUUUCAUUUCUAGAAGUUCUGGUUCGUUUAGUUCUCAU